Messenger RNA from Insectozyma verbasci, 324 nucleotides. NCBI's taxonomy places the organism in Eukaryota, Fungi, Ascomycota, Pichiomycetes, Serinales, Debaryomycetaceae. The record is from the annotation of a GenBank genome assembly.
AUGUUUGCAAAAACUCCCUCGCCACCAUAUUAUAUGGUCUCGUUCACUUCAACCACCAAUUCUAAUAUUAGUUCAGAUUAUGAAAUUGUCGCUGAUCGAAUGGUUGAACUUGCAAAACAACAACCCGGUUAUUUAGGUCAUGAAAGUGCCAGAGACGCGUCUGGAUUUGGAAUAACUAUAAGUUUUUGGAAAGAUAGAAUUAGUAUAUCAAAUUGGAAAAAAAAUUGUGAACAUCAAAUUGCUCAAGAAAGAGGUAAAUCUGAAUUUUAUUCACAUUUUGAAACUAGAAUUGCAAAAGUAGAACACGAAUAUAGUAAUAACUAA